GUGUCUACUUGUUUCCAAAGUUCAAACUCAAGAAAUUCCAAGUGCAAUACUUGGCUAACGGUUAAUGAUUUCAACACGUACAUUCAAAUGGAUCUAUGCGGGUCUAUGGAUAUUACGGACAUGCUUCGCACUUUUCGGAACUGGGUACAUUCAUCCAGAUGAGCAUAUGCAAAACGGAGAGGUGACCUCAGGCGAUCUCCUGGCAUACCAUACCGUCCGUACUUGGGAAUGGUCCACUGCUUGUCCUGUCCGCUCCAUAGUCCCAGCAUUUGCGACAACUGGAAUCCCCGUAUGGUUUGCUGAGUUCUUAAGCAAGAAAUACUUGACAUGGGGAGUGCAGCCAGUGUUGCUUUUUCGAUUAGAACGGUUCGCCUUCUUGGUCAUAUCUGGGCUGAUCGAUUACAGCUUGACGAGUUUGGUACCUCGGCCGAGGAAUCGACUCCUAGGUCUUCUGCUUCUGGCAUCGUCUCAUGUUAUGAACACGUUUCAGGUUCGACCCUUCUCGAAUUCUAUCGAGGCAGUUCUUGUUGGUUUGAGUCUUGCGCUCUUGCGUAAGAUAAACUCAGUUAAAGCGCUGGAUAAGCGAUAUUAUCUCCACUUACUAGCCAUAACCUUCGUGACUGGUAUAUUCACUCGCCCAACCUUCUUGAUAUUCGGAGCGCCCAUCGCAUAUCAGGUCGCACUUGGAACGUUUACACGUGCUGGAACUGCAGCCAGGUGGCUGCGGCUUGUUGUGCCCCCGUUAUCCACUUCAGCAGCUGCAUGUACCGCAUUCCUGGUGGCGGAUACCCUCUAUUUUCGAGGCGCCCUUGACGAUCUCGUGGUGACACCUUUCAAUUUCCUCAAGUAUAAUUUUUCGUCCCAUAAUCUGGCAGGGCAUGGACUCCAUCCACGUUGGCUGCAUGUUUUUGUGAACCUUCCUAUGUUGUUCGGCCCCUGGGUCCUUUGGCUAGGGGUGCGCGCAAUCGUAGACUGUGCCAUUUCGUUCAACGAAAAAAAUGACAAAUCAUUUGAAGUCAAUGUUCUUUGUCCGACAAUCAUACAAAUGAUUAUUUUGUCAUUGACUGUCCUGUCUGUGCAACCUCAUCAAGAACCUCGCUUCUUGGUGCCUCUUUUGCUGCCUAUCAUUGUUUUGAUAGCAAACACCGGACGAUUGGCCCAUGUUGGCAAGGCGUUCUGGGUAUCUUGCUCCAUCUUCAACCUCGUGCUCGCGGUUCUAUUUGGAGUUUUGCAUCAAGGAGGCGUAGUGCCCUCCCUAUUCCACCUCCACUCCGUGGUUGCUAAUGCUUCCCUUGGUACACGGACAAACAUAGUCUACUGGAAGACGUACAUGCCCCCGCCCCACUUCCUUGGCGUUAGAGAACAAGAUAUCUCAUCUGGCAUGAUUUCUUUCGUUGAUCUCGCUGGGGCGUCCCAACAUGAUUUUACUGUGUCCCUCAGUGCUGGUGGCUACGACAGAACAUUCAUUGUGACCCCCGUGGCCAUGCAACACACACUACCCCCUGCAAUUACGGACUGUAUGGAGCUAGACAAGUCCAUUUUUCCGCACCUCGAUCUUGACCACAUUUCGGAGAGCGUGGAUACAGGCUUGCUUGAUGGCCUUCGUUUAGGAGUGUAUAUUUUGUCGCCUGCCUGUGAUUUUGUUUGAACUACUGAUGCUUUAGCGAAUUCAUGGAGCGGU
Molecule: messenger RNA, 1681 nt
Organism: Suillus clintonianus
Lineage: Eukaryota; Fungi; Basidiomycota; Agaricomycetes; Boletales; Suillaceae
Product: glycosyltransferase family 22 protein
Exons: 9
Coding region: 65-1648 (527 amino acids)
Biological process (GO): GPI anchor biosynthetic process
Cellular component (GO): endoplasmic reticulum membrane
Molecular function (GO): alpha-1,2-mannosyltransferase activity
Source: RefSeq, a predicted model, not a curated record